This is a messenger RNA of Limanda limanda (common dab), 3744 nucleotides long. RefSeq names its product Scm like with four mbt domains 2 (gene sfmbt2). Gene Ontology annotation, cellular component: nucleus. The transcript is spliced from 21 exons. NCBI's taxonomy places the organism in Eukaryota, Metazoa, Chordata, Actinopteri, Pleuronectiformes, Pleuronectidae. Gene Ontology annotation, biological process: regulation of DNA-templated transcription. The record is from RefSeq and is a predicted model, not a curated record. Gene Ontology annotation, molecular function: transcription corepressor activity; histone binding. Bases 233 to 2902 code for a protein of 889 amino acids.
GAACGGGGGCAGCAGCUGAAAGACGUCGCUCGGCUCGAGCUCAGGCGAACCAGAAGAGGAGAGGAAGGUGGGAGAGAGAGAGAGAGACCAGAGGAGGUGUGGAGCCUGGGACACGACGGGACACCGGGACACUGGGACAGGUGAGACAGGGGCGUGGAGGGCAGCGAGCGAUGCAGUGAGGAGGAGCUGAAACCCCUCAGGUCGGAAGUCGACACUCACCAGGAGGAGGAGGAUGCAGUCCGGCGCUCAGGAGCAGCCGCUGGCGCUCGCCUCGAUCCGCCCGUACAACUCCACCAAUGGGAAGGAAGAGGAGGUGAAUACAGAUGCUGAGUCCGUGGAGGAAGAGGCGGAGUUUAACUGGGAGGAGUUCAUGGAGGAGACGGGGGCGAACGCCGCCCCGCACACCACCUUCAAACAUGUGGAGAUCAGCCUGCAGAGCAGCUUCCAGCCCGGCAUGAAGCUGGAAGUGGCCAAUAAGAGCAGCCCGGACACGUACUGGGUGGCCACCAUCAUCACCACGUGCGGCCAGCUGCUGCUGCUUCGCUUCAGCGGUUACGGCGACGACCGCAAGGCCGACUUCUGGUGCGACGUGAUGACGGCCGAGCUGCACCCGGUGGGCUGGUGCACCCAGAACAACAAGACCCUCAUGCCCCCUGAAGAUAACAUUUACCUAAGAAAAGCCAUCAAGGAGAAACACAGCGACUGGACGGAGUUCCUGGUUCAGGACCUGACGGGAUCCAGGACGGCGCCGGCCAACCUGCUGGAGGGGCCUCUGAGAGGGAAGAACACGGUGGACCUGAUCGUCGAAGGCUCCGUCUUAGAGCUUCAGGACGUCUCGGAUCCGUUCCUGUUCUGGCCCUUCAGAGUCGUGCAGAACGUCGGAGGGAGACUUCGCCUGCGCUGUGCCGGCCUCUCUGAAGACCAGCAGGCUCAGGACUCGUGGCUGUUCUACCUGGACGUCAGACUCCGGCCCCUCGGCUGGGCCCUGGAGAACCAGCUCGCCUUAGAACCGCCCACAGAGCUUCGGUCUCUGAAGAGCGCCCCCGACUGGCAGGAGGAUCUGGAUGAGGCGCGACUCCUCGGACAGAAGAACCCGCUGCCGCUCGAGGUGUUCAAGGACCACGUGGACCUGCCCGAGCUUUCCCUCAGGACGGGGAUGAAGCUGGAGAUGGUGUCGCCGUGGGAGCAGCUCAGGAUCUGCCCCGUCUCCGUCACCAGGGUCUACGAUAAGAUCUACUUCCAGGUGACACUGGACGACCUCUCUGUGGACGUUAAGCCUCGGUCCGUGCUGUGUCACGCCAGCUCGCCCGGCAUCCUGCCCGUCCAGUGGUGUCUGAAGAACGGCGUGGGCCUGGAGAAGCCCCCCGGCUACGAGGGCCAGGACUUCGACUGGGCCGACUACCUGAAGCAGAGCGGGACCGAGGCGGCGCCCGACGCCUGCUUCCCUGAGACAUGGCAGAGCAGAGGCUUUGCCAAGGACAUGUGGCUGGAGGCGGUCAACCCUCAGCGGCCGGUGGAGGUGUGUGUGGCUCAGAUCACACAGGUCAGAGGACGCCUGCUGUGGCUCCGACUGGAAGGUGUGACCAAGCCCUUGUCAGAGUGCAUCGUGGACGUGGAGUCCAUGGACAUCUUCCCCGUCGGCUGGUGUGAGGCCAACGUUUACCCCCUGACCCCCCCGCUCAGACCUGUCUGCCAGAAGCAGAAGAAGAUCGCAGUGGUUCAGCCAGAGAAACAGUUGGCUCCGUCCCAGCCGAUGGAGACGCCUCCCGUCAGCUACUGCCAGCCCGUCGUCAUGGAUCCAGGAUCCGCUAACGGACGAUACUGCUGCUCCAAGAUCUUUGUCAACAACCGCUGCUUCUCAGGACCGUACCUCAACAAGGGACGCAUCGCCGAGCUGCCGCAGGCCGUCGGGCCCGGGAAAUGCACGUUGGUGCUCAAAGAGCUGCUGAACAUGCUGAUCAACGCCGCCUACAAGCCCGGACGAGUCCUGAAGGAGCUGCAGGAGCUGGAGGACCAGAGCUGGGACUGUCAGGAGGAGACGCUCAAAGCCAAAUAUAAAGGGAAAACGUAUCGCUCCACCAUCCGGAUCGUCCGCCUGGCCGAACAGAUCCCGGACUUCUGCCGCAAAGUGUGUGUGAAGCUGCAGUGCUGCCCCAACCUCUUCAGCCCGGUCCUCGUCGCCGACAAGUGCCCGGAGAACUGCUCGGUUCAGACCAAAACCAAAUACACUUAUUACUGCGGGAAGAAGAGGAAGCUGUCCAAGCCGACAGCAGGAGAGGAGACGGCGGAGGGAGAGCUGGCCAAGCCGGCGCGCCGCAGGAAGAAGAGGAAAGCCAUCUUUGUGCAGAAGAAGAGACGCUCGUCCGCCAUGGACUACACUCCGGCUGGCUCACCGCAGGACAGUGACGAGGGAGAGGAGGACGAAGAGAUGGCGAUGCAGUCGGGCAGCGAAGGCAACAGCUCGGAGCCUCGGGACGACCACACCGACGCGUCCUCGGUGGAGGUGGCGACCUUCAGCCUGGGAAAGGCCGCGGGCAGCGAGGAGGCCCCCGGGGGCCGCAGGAGGUCGACUCGCUCGCUGUCGGCCCACAAGCAGCACAACAACAAGUACCAGCCGCCACAGGCACAAGAGAUGAAGGUGGAGGAGGAGGACGAUCAGCUGGUUUUGGACAGAAACCCUCUGGAGUGGACCGUAGACGAAGUCGUUCAGUUUAUCAACUCGACCGACUGUGCAUCGCUGGCCAACAUCUUCCAGGAGCAGGACAUCGACGGCCAGGCCCUGCUGUUGCUGACACUGCCCACGGUCCAGGAGUGUAUGGACCUGAAGCUCGGCCCGGCCAUCAAGCUGUGUCACCAGAUCGAGCGCGUCAAGGUCGCCUUCUACAGGCAGUACGCCAACUGACCUCCGAGCAGCGAGGGAGAGGAACGCCGAGAGGAAAACUGUGGACGACAUGGACGUGUUGGAUUAACGUUUUUUGUGGAUUUCUAACCUGCAAGAAGAAGGAAUAUACACAACAAGCUGACUACUGGAGGAUUUCUUCCCGGGAGAAGUUGAAGGAUUUAAUUUCUGAGGAACUGUCUGUGUGAAAAUUUGACGACAGUUCCCACGUGAACUUCAAACCGAACACAUGGGAGAGGAUCCAUGUGCUUUACUGAUCUGUGAAGAAACCGAGAACUCGUUUUCUGAAGAUGUUUGUGUUGAUUUCUUACUUUUCAUUCCCAUGUUAUUCGUGAUAGAGGAGCUUUAUAGCAUUUAAGUUAAAAUAAUUAUUGACUAUAGAGACUUUUUCCACUUUAUGUGACACAAUUGGUUCUGGAAAAAAAUAUAUUUGAGAAGUAUUUAACAAUCCAAGAAGUAAUAUAUUUGUAGUAUUUAUUGUCAUCCUUAUUUAUAAGGAGUAUUCUAUCUAUUUGGAUGCAGAGAUGUGAAUUGAAGAGUUUUAUCAAAUUAUUAAUAUCAGCUCCUUCUCCCCCGAAACUAAACACUGAGGACGAAUUCGUUAUUUCAAAAAGAGAAACUCUAAACUGCUGUUGUUCAGACUCACAGUUUCAUAGAGGAAACAGAAAAAGGUGUCCCACGUGUUGCCUGAGAGAAUAACACCCUCUGAAAUACUUUGUGCUCUUUCUCUCUCUCCUCAUCGUCACAAUCACGUGAAACAAUCAUCAAAGCUAUUUUGUGUCCAUCUAUGCAAAGGUGUCGCAGAUAUUUUUGAUAAGUCAGAGAAUAAAUUUCUAUUGAUUUUU